CGGGUUACCCGCAAUAAUUCGUUAAUAAGAAUGAAAAGAUUUUAGAAUUAGGGCUUUACUAGAUUUAUCUUCUGAAUCCACAGCCUCAGCCAGCGCCACCGCGAGGCUUGGACAGAAUCGGAGCAACCAUAGCAGCAAUCAUUGAAGUGCGCCUUUAUUCUGAAACACAAUGAGAUUGGAAAAAUGCUGGUUUUGCUCUUCGACUGUAUAUCCUGGACACGGAAUCCAGUUUGUUCGGAAUGAUGCAAAGAUUUUUCGGUUUUGUCGAUCGAAAUGCCACAAAAACUUUAAAAUGAAGAGAAAUCCCCGCAAGGUAAAAUGGACCAAGGCAUACCGUAGAGUCCAUGGAAAGGAUAUGACACAGGACUCGACCUUUGAGUUUGAGAGAAAGCGAAACAGGCCUGAAAGAUAUGACAGGAAUGUUGCGGAGAAUGUCCUUAAGGCUAUUCCAAAGAUUGAUAAGAUCAGAGUCACCAGGGAGGAAAGACACCAUAAGAAUAGGAUGAAAGGCAAAAAGGAAAAGCUGCUGAAGGAGGCAGUGAGAGAGUUGGAGCAGGGCAUCAGUUUGGUCAAAGCUCCUUCAGUGCUUCAACAGGAUCCGUCUCUUACCUUGCCAAAGAUCAAGGUUUCUCAACCGCAAUCAGAGGAGAAUCGUGCCAUGGAAGAGUAGUUUUAUCAAUGUUUCAUUUAGUUUUAAUGUGUUGUUAGAUUAGUUCCCCACAAGGUCCUGAUAAGUUUCCUUGUGAUUUUGGUACAUGAUUUUUAUAAAAAGUUAUGGUGUGGGUCUUAGACGAAGGUAUUCUGAGAUAACAUUUUUUAUUAAGUUGGAAAAUUAAGUAUUUUUCUCAA
Messenger RNA from Vigna umbellata (rice bean), 849 nucleotides. RefSeq names its product Ribosomal protein L24e family protein. The record is from RefSeq and is a predicted model, not a curated record. Gene Ontology annotation, cellular component: nucleolus. Gene Ontology annotation, biological process: ribosomal large subunit biogenesis. Gene Ontology annotation, molecular function: structural constituent of ribosome. NCBI's taxonomy places the organism in Eukaryota, Viridiplantae, Streptophyta, Magnoliopsida, Fabales, Fabaceae.